AUGAGUCAGUCAAAGUUGGAGUAUUUGAAGCGAAACUAUCUUCUGAGCGGAGGAGGAGGAGGCAAAGAAGUUAAAGAAGAAGAAAAGAAGGUAAAGAAGAAGAAGAAGAAAAAGACGAAUGUGACAAAGAAGAACAAGAGGAAAGAAGAAGGAGUGAAAGUGUACGACGAAGACGAGGACAACUACAAUACUACUAAUACUAAUAAUAAAACGGCUUUAGAAGAGGAUUUUGAGAAUACUCCGGUGAUUGUGACCGACGCGCACUACGUGGCGAGGAGUAAACGGGAGGAAGAAGAUGAGAAGAAGACAAAGAAGAAUUCGUCGAAUUCGAAUUCAGGGUGGGUGACCGUCGUCGAAGGCGCGAAGGAGGAAGAGGAACCGCAUGACGACGAUGAUGAUAAUAAUAAGAACAACAAUAAGAAGACGAAGAUGAAAAAGAAAAAACGACGGCACGAUUCGGAUGGAGAAGAAGAAGAAGAAGAAGAAGAGAAGAAGAAGACAAAGAAGAAGACAAAGAAGCGGAGACAACGACACGACUCGGACGACGAUGACGCAGAAGAAAAAGAAGAACCUGCGACGACAAAUGAUGACGUUAAAACGGAAGUGGUGGAAUACGACUCGGACGGAGACGUCAUCGUUCGAAAAGUUACCAAAACAACGGAAGCGAAGAGAAGCGAGGAACCGGAACAAAAAGUCGAAUACGACUCGGACGGCGACAUUAUAGUCAAACCGCAACCGCCAGUGAAAGCGACAAAGAACAAAACCGGUUUAGUGUCCGCGUCCGAAAUUGUCAAAGAAGCCGAGUUGAGGCGCAAAGAGCAAGAGGAACGCAUCGAGAAGAUGUCCGCGGAGAAGAGCGGGAAGAAUGCGAAAACGUUAGUCAGAGAUAAAACCACCGGACGGUUGUUAACGCAAGAAGAAAUCGAAGAGAGAACCAAAGGCGCUCAAGAGACGAAGAAGGAACGAGAGAAACCGGUUUGGGGAGGAGGUUUGAAGCAACAACAGAUUGAAAAUGAAAAAGCGGUGGAGCUGAGGAAAGCGAGCGAGGCGCCGUUCGCUCGUUCGGAAGUAGACGCGACGUGGAACUCGGAGAAAAUGAACGAAGUGCGAUACGGCGACCCCAUGGCGAAGAAAGCGCACGAGAGGCAACAAAAGGAACUUGAAAAGCAACAGAAAAAGCUGAACGUGAUGCAAGGCGUGGAUAAGAAACUGGCUAAAAAACACGGGUUUAAAGUUCCGCAAGAAAUUCCAAAGCACUCGUGGAGGAACAAAGCAGUUGCGGUCGAAAGGAAUAGAUACGGCAUCGAACCCGGAAGACACUGGGACGGCGUCGAUCGAGGCACCGGUUUCGAGAAGAAAUGGUUGCAGAAGAGCGAACUUAGGAAGCACUUAGAAAUAGAAAAGCGAGGAACGAGAAACCUCACCGACACGGUAUACGAUGAAGACGACUUCAACGAGGAUUUAGGCACGUAG
This is a messenger RNA of Bathycoccus prasinos, 1473 nucleotides long. RefSeq lists its product with no specific name. Gene Ontology annotation, molecular function: RNA binding. The coding region runs from base 1 to 1473 and encodes 490 amino acids. The record is from RefSeq and is a predicted model, not a curated record. The transcript has a single exon. Gene Ontology annotation, biological process: mRNA splicing, via spliceosome. Lineage: Eukaryota; Viridiplantae; Chlorophyta; Mamiellophyceae; Mamiellales; Bathycoccaceae. Gene Ontology annotation, cellular component: RES complex; U2-type spliceosomal complex.